This is a messenger RNA of Salarias fasciatus (jewelled blenny), 440 nucleotides long. Its product is annotated as protein B4-like. Gene Ontology annotation, biological process: negative regulation of DNA recombination; chromosome condensation; nucleosome assembly. Bases 33 to 440 code for a protein of 135 amino acids. The transcript has 2 exons. Gene Ontology annotation, cellular component: nucleosome; nucleus. NCBI's taxonomy places the organism in Eukaryota, Metazoa, Chordata, Actinopteri, Blenniiformes, Blenniidae. Gene Ontology annotation, molecular function: structural constituent of chromatin; nucleosomal DNA binding; double-stranded DNA binding. The record is from RefSeq and is a predicted model, not a curated record.
CUGCAGUGUUCGUGGACUUUUAACCUCGCAGAAUGUUUUUCUCUUCAGAUGCUGCAGCAGCGCGGAAACCUCCAGCUCAUCCCACCACAGCGGUCAUGGUGAAGGAGGCAAUUAAAAUGCUGGACUCGCGCAAAGGUGUGUCCUCCCAAGCGAUUCAGAGCUACAUCAAGCAGACGUACCCCUCAGUGGACCCGGUCCGGCUGAAGCACUUGGUGCGCAAUGGCUUAAGAAAAGGACUGGAAAAUGGCACUCUAGUGAGGCCCGCCAACUCCACCGUCCCUGCAGGAGCCACAGGGAAAUUUAGGCUGGGCCCUGAAACCAAAAAGUCCAAAUCCGAGAACAAGGACCCAAAUGUGACGAAGGCCCCAAAAGCUGACAAAGAGAAACCAAAGCCCAAGAAAGGAGGUAUAGUUUCAAUGAUGGAGAUCAGUCUGCAAUGA